Messenger RNA from Aspergillus pseudotamarii, 900 nucleotides. RefSeq lists its product as uncharacterized. The coding region runs from base 304 to 483 and encodes 59 amino acids. The record is from RefSeq and is a predicted model, not a curated record. The transcript has 2 exons. Lineage: Eukaryota; Fungi; Ascomycota; Eurotiomycetes; Eurotiales; Aspergillaceae.
CUCAAAGAAGCGCGGUGCCUAUUAUCCCUAACUUCAUCUUCCAGUGAUUAUCCGGCAUAAACUUUAUUGGCUAUGUCAAUUGGUCGGAGUCAAGACUAUGACUCAGGCUAAGAGUCUAUGCUACAACCCAAGGCUCUCUGGAAUUACUACUGCUGGCAAUCUAGUGGACUGGCGCCUGUAAUAUUUGGGCCAGUUGGGGCUUAAGUAUGAUAUGGUUAAGCGGGAUAACAUUAUGGCAUGGCAUCACUGUGAUGCGUUGAUACCUACCACCGGGCAAGAACAGACUGAGAUCAUGUUCACAUAAUGCAGCAUCUGACCACAAAUAGAAAGAGCAGUGGUUGCUCUCUCCUCUAUGUUUCUGUUCCUCACACUCUUACUCGUAUAUCGUGUACGGCUCUCAUCAGCCUACAUAUCAUUCUUGGGUGCUACAAGCUUUCCAUCCUCUAUUUGUACUUGACUAACCAACCCCCUAACUCUCUAUAACCUCAAUAACGCAAUGAAGGCUAACAGCUUUCUCAUUGCUCUCCUCCCAGCCGCCCUGGCCCUCCCCCUCGCCACGCCAAAUGGUGACGCUCCAAGCCUCUCAGGAAGCCAGGGCCUUCAGUCUAUUACUGACGAACUUCUUUUUGGCAUCGAGCUGCCUGAUUUCACUGCUCGCAGAGAGGCAAACGACCCUCCUCAGUUAGACUGGUACUCUGAUGGUUGCACAAAGGCUCCAAGCAACCCUUUAGGAUUCCCUUUUCAGCGGGCAUGCGAGCGCCAUGACUUCGGUUAUCAGAAUUACCGAAUUCAAGGGCGCUUCACCAAGGCCGCAAAAGCGCAGAUAGAUCUUAGAUUCAAGGAAGAUCUUUACCAUCAAUGUGAACUAGUCCGCGCUGUCAGAAUUUGCAAGAAACUGGC